UUGAGGGUACCAGGGCACCCCAUCUUACGCCUGACCCAACUAACUGCCCUCCCCUCCGUCCCAUCGCGCCUGAGGCGAUACCCGCCACGAUGAGCCAGGAUGCAGCCGAGCAGAACAUCCAGAUGUGGAAGGUCAAGAAGCUCAUCAAGAGCCUGGAUGCCGCCAGAGGUGCUGGCACGUCCAUGAUCAGCUUGAUCAUCCCGCCGAAGGAUCAAAUCUCGCGGGUGUCCGCGAUGUUGACGCAGGAAUACGGCACGGCGUCGAACAUCAAGUCUCGCGUCAAUCGUCUCUCCGUGCUGGCCGCGAUCACGAGCACACAACAACGUCUCAAGCUUUACAACCGUGUCCCGCCCAACGGUUUGGUGCUAUUCGUCGGCACCAUCCUUACCGACGAAGGCAAGGAAAAGAAGGUUUCCUUCGACUUUGAGCCUCACAAGCCUAUCAAUACUUCACUAUACCUUUGCGACAACAAAUUCCAUACUGAGGCGCUUGCGGAACUCCUCGAGUCCGACUCCAAGUUCGGCUUCAUUGUCAUGGACGGCAACGGCACCCUCUUCGGCACCCUCGCUGGCAACACGCGCGAGGUCAUCCACAAGUUCACCGUCGACCUGCCCAAGAAGCACGGGCGCGGCGGUCAGUCCGCGCUCCGUUUCGCGCGUCUGCGUGACGAAAAGCGGCACAACUACGUGCGCAAGGUGGCCGAGCUGGCGGUGCAGCACUUCAUCACGAACGACAAGGUGAACGUGCAGGGCAUCGUGUUGGCGGGCAGCGCCGAUUUCAAGACGGAGCUUGGCCAGAGCGAUAUGUUCGACCCGAGGUUGGCCGCGAAGGUGAUCAAGGUCGUCGACGUCAGCUACGGUGGCGAGAACGGUUUCAACCAGGCGAUCGAGCUCGCGGCCGAGUCGCUGGCGAACGUCAAGUUCGUGCAGGAGAAGAGGCUCAUCCAAAAAUACUUCGACGAAAUCAGCAUGGACUCGGGCAGGUACUGCUUCGGUAUCGACGACACCCUCAAGGCUCUGGAACUAGGCGCCGUCGAGACGUUGAUCGUGUGGGAGAACCUGGACAUCACCCGAUACGUCCUUCGCAACGCCGCGGGAGAGGAGAUCGUGAUCCACGUGAACAAGGAGCAAGAAAAGGAGCGGGAGAGGUUCAUGGACAAGUCGACCGGGACGGAGAUGGAGCAGGCGGAGGAGCCGAAGCCGCUCCUGGAGUGGUUCACGGACAAGUACAAGGAUUUCGGCGCCAACCUCGAGUUCGUGACGGACCGGUCGCAGGAAGGGGCCCAGUUCGUGAAGGGCUUCGGUGGGAUCGGCGGGCUGCUGAGGUACAAGGUGGACUUUACGAACUUGACGAGCGUGGACGACGAGGACGAGGACGAGUUUUACGAUGACGACGACGACGUUAUCUGACGUUUGGGCGCGAGGCUCGUCAAGGGAGCCUCCUUGCCGCGGCGCCGGCGCACCGACGAGGGCACGCCGCGGAGGGAGGCGGAGGCGCGGGGGGCGGAAGCGAGGAAGACGACGUCGGUCGUCAAGGGGGCCCACUUAAGCGAAGGUGAAGCGGGCAGGAUCCGAAGGGUUCGUCACGAAGGAUACGAGGUCGCCUUCUUCGCGAAGGCGAAGUCCGGCGCAGGCACGAAGGUUUCGACGGGAGACGGGGGACGAUCCGUGGGCAUGUUGGCGGACCUUGGCGAAAGGCGCCGUCGCCAGCGCGCAAGGUCCUGCCCAGCGGUGCCCUGCACGCGUCAGUCGGCCGUUGACUGCAACGUCAUAUUGGGCAUCCGAAGGUCGCGCAGGUUACUUCUCGUUUCUUGUUUGGAUUUCUGAUAUAUCGUUCGUUAACCGAUCACGAUGCAACCAAAGAUUUCAGCAUGUCGGGAUGUCGACCGAGUGUUGACUAGAGAGCUAAGCGCCGUCGUAUACAUCCG
Messenger RNA from Punctularia strigosozonata HHB-11173 SS5, 1927 nucleotides. RefSeq names its product peptide chain release factor eRF/aRF subunit 1. The coding region runs from base 90 to 1409 and encodes 439 amino acids. The transcript is spliced from 6 exons. Gene Ontology annotation, cellular component: cytosol; translation release factor complex. Gene Ontology annotation, biological process: cytoplasmic translational termination. Lineage: Eukaryota; Fungi; Basidiomycota; Agaricomycetes; Corticiales; Punctulariaceae. The record is from RefSeq and is a predicted model, not a curated record. Gene Ontology annotation, molecular function: translation release factor activity, codon specific; sequence-specific mRNA binding.